AUGGCUCCAACACCAGCAGCCCAGGCCCUCCACCACGCCCGCCGCGCCAUCCCCCCCCUCGCCCUCCUCACCACCCGCGCUCUAUCAACCCGCGCCCUCACCGUCAACGACACCCAAAAAGUAACCCUGGGCGUCAUAGGCGCCUACGUCGUCGCCAUCGCCCUCCUCUGGAACAUCCCCUACGUGCGCGGCAUCCUCUGGCCCUUCAAGAUGCUCGUCAUCGCCUUCCACGAGUUCGGUCACGCCCUCGCCGCCUGCUGCACCGGCGGCCGCGUCAAGUCCAUCUCGCUCGACCCCAACGAGGGCGGUGUCACGCACAUGCUGGGCGGGAAGCAGGCCAUCACGCUGCCGGCGGGAUACUUGGGGAGUUCGCUCGUGGGCGCGCUGCUUAUCUUUUGUGGGUUUAACGUUGUGGCGAGUAAGGUGGCUAGUAUUGUGCUGGGCGUGUGCUUCUUGGUGACGCUUUGGUGGGCGAGGAAGGAUUGGUUGACGUAUUUGACAAUUGGGUUGGCGGUGGGGUUGUUGGUUGCUUGUUGGUUUAUUGCUCAUGCGCAGGCGUUGAGGUUUGUUGUGCUCUUUAUCGGCGUCAUGUCUUCGCUCUACAGCGUCUGGGAUAUCUGCGACGACCUCAUCCUCCGAAAAAUCAACAGCUCCGACGCCAGCCAGUUUGCCCAGCGCUACGGCGGCUCUUCCCAAUGCUGGGGCGUCAUCUGGUCCAUCAUCUCCGUGCUCUUCAUGGUCGCCGGCAUCAUCGCCGGUAUCGCCGCCUUCCCUCAGACCUUUGCCGAGCAGGAUGACGCUUCGAAGAAGUUUAUCCCCACCAUGUAG
Scedosporium apiospermum is the source of this 828-nucleotide messenger RNA. RefSeq lists its product as uncharacterized. Gene Ontology annotation, molecular function: metalloendopeptidase activity; ATP binding; ATP-dependent peptidase activity. Bases 1 to 828 code for a protein of 275 amino acids. The record is from RefSeq and is a predicted model, not a curated record. Gene Ontology annotation, biological process: proteolysis. The transcript has 3 exons. NCBI's taxonomy places the organism in Eukaryota, Fungi, Ascomycota, Sordariomycetes, Microascales, Microascaceae.